CAGAGGCUACGUGAGGUGACCAGUGGCUCGGAGUUCCUCAGGCUCCAGGUGGAGAGCGGAGGCUGUUCUGGGUUCCAGUAUAAGUUCUCCUUGGACACAGACAUGACAGAGGAGGACAGGGUGUUUGGCAUGGACGGGGCCCAUGUUGUGGUGGACACUGGGAGCCUCCAGCUGGUGAAAGGCAGCACCAUUGAAUAUUGUGAAGAGUUAAUCCGAAGUUCCUUCCAGCUGACAAAGAACCCUCAGGCCUCCCAAGGCUGCUCAUGUGGAGUAUCCUUCUCUAUCAAGCUGUGA
This is a messenger RNA of Staurois parvus, 294 nucleotides long. Lineage: Eukaryota; Metazoa; Chordata; Amphibia; Anura; Ranidae. The record is from the annotation of a GenBank genome assembly.